Adelges cooleyi (spruce gall adelgid) is the source of this 3137-nucleotide messenger RNA. RefSeq lists its product as uncharacterized. NCBI's taxonomy places the organism in Eukaryota, Metazoa, Arthropoda, Insecta, Hemiptera, Adelgidae. The record is from RefSeq and is a predicted model, not a curated record. Bases 101 to 1792 code for a protein of 563 amino acids. The transcript is spliced from 12 exons.
CAUUGAUGUAGACUACCGGAGCACGCUUGCCGCCUAUUUAUAGUAUAUACGCUGCCGCUGCACGCUUAUGUAACCGCCGCCGAGUCGUCCGUGUCCCAUCAUGCAGCAGGGCUACAAUGGCACGCGGUACGGCCAAGACUGUAAUAAAAAUCUGGAAGGGUGUAAGGAUGAAACGUGGAAGGGCGGUUGCAACGUGACCAGCCUAACGGACCACUCGCCGCAUCCGACUUGGGACAACGUGUGCUUGGAACAACUUGUGUGGAUGUUCAACAUACACGCCUACGGGUUCGCGUGCCUCUUCUUUAUCUUGUCCUUCUACGCCGUCUUCUCCAUAUUGAACAUCAGAGCGCAAACAAAGAACAAAAAGGAGAAACCGUACAUGGCGGCCAUCAACGCUCUGUUGCUUGCCACCGGGGUCAGCCGCACAUUUGUGUUGUUCAUCGACCCAUACAACACCAGACGGAACAUUUCAUCCGUUGUCACACAUCUCACCUGGGACCUGGGCUUGUGCAGCUUAAUAGCUGCUCUGUCUCUACUGCAGCUCGCUUACAUACAGUUGACUCAAUUGCAAGCGGGUCCGGUCAACAUGAGACGCAAAUCGGUCGUUGUCACAGCCACUGUGUUGCUGGUAGGAGUGCUCGUGCCUGCCGACAUCACUGCCUCCGUCGAUUACAAACUUUGGGUGUUGGGUAACGCGGUGCGCAUACUUUUGCACAUCUGGGGCAUUUGGCUGUGCUGUUUUUUUCUCUACUUGGGCGUUCAAGUCAUGACGCUCGUCAAACGUAUGCCUAAAUCGGUUUUGCAAAAUUUUGACGCCCGACACAAAGGUAUAAUGCAAUUAGGCAUAUUGGCACCGUACAACAAUCUCGCCACGUCCAUGGCCGCCGCCUUUGUGCCUGCCCUGUUGGUUCCACAUCAGUCCAAAGAUUCCAAAGAUAAACCGACCGUGAAGAUAACGGCACCAUCGGAAGUGGCGAACAGUUUUAACAGGAUGAACAGGAGGGCCAGCAGCUUUGUGCAGAGACAAAAAAGGUCGGGGUCUUUGUUGAGCCCUACAACACCGUCGAGACGGGCGAGUGAAGUUCAGAGCAUCAUACAAAAGCGAUUGAGUUGCGUGGAGGGAAGCAAGCAGUUUUUGGCAUUGAGCCCCGGCAACAAUACCGGCGAUGGCAGUGAACCCGAAGAGAGCUCGUGGCGGAAGAGUUUCGCUAAAUCGAUUUCGUGGCAAUUUCCGAAGACAGGAGAAUCCGAUAAGGACACUUCCCCCACAGCGUCGUCGUCGUUACUCACACCGUUACAACCACAAAGGAGUUUCAGAAUUAAAUCUACCGGGGCGGCCGAUCAAGAGACCAGACCUACGACCAGACACUCCAGUAGUUUUUCAGACCUGAGCUCCGAGAUGACAUUGAGCACCAUAUUGAAUCACAUAGCUUUCGUGAACCGAGGUAGCGGACAAGCAGGCGACGCUAAGAUGGAAAACGUCAGGAGGCGAGCUUCCAAGGUGGCCGUGACUAAAUCUGAAAUUGUCAUGGUCAUUAGAACCGUACACGUGUGCGCCGGGCUUGCGUUGAUGUUGUGCAUUUUGAAUUUUGCCACUGAAAUCAAUUUCAUCGGCGUGUACACGCAAGACAGACCUUGGUACUGGGUAAUAGUACAAAGCGUGAUUCGUACAUUGGAACUUUCGUUGGCAUGCAUGUUGGCGAACUUAACGAAACAACCGGUGAACGUUAUUCAUCACGCCCAAUACACUCAUCCACUGCGGGCGAAACUGCGAGGGUCGUUUUUCAUUUAAAACAAAAAGGGAGGCACGUGUGUACGAAUCGAGAAACCGCAAAUAAAAAGGCUACAUACUGUUUGGUUCAACAACAACACAACGCUGUACAAUCAUUAAGUUACAAUUAAGUCUGACGGAAGUACUGCGCGAACGGGAACGCGGGACCAUUUUAUACAAAAUCGCAAUACCGGGUUUCACAUGUUAUAAUAUGCAAACAAAUUUUAUAAAUACAAAAAAAAAAAAAAACCAUUCCGAUAGUCUUUAGUUUAUGGGAAUCGUUUUCUCGAAUUCGCCAAGUUAAACUUCCAGCGUAUGCUUGACAGCGUUUACUUUACAGUGUGGGUACCACUAUACGAAUAAAAAUGUUUCGUGAAUCUUUUUUAUUUAUACAUCAGCUGUAUCUAUUAUUAUAAACAAUUACUAUUUUAUUAUAUAUUUCUCCGUGUAGGUAUAAUUAUUCGUUUUAAGAGUAAAGCGCUUUAUAGUCUGAUCGUAAUAAUAUCAACCUAUCACACCACUUAUUCUAACUCGGAAAAAACGUUUAAUGUUAAUUGUUAGGUAGUAAACGUACUUAGGCAGUUACUAUGUAAUUCUACUUAAGUUUAAGAGAUCGCAUUCGGGGAGGAAAGUCCAAGUUACCAAAGAAAAAAUUGAAUGUGAAUAUAAUAUUACCAAUAUAUUAUUAUACCUACUUAAGAAAACGGCAAUAAUACAAGCAUGAUUAAUGUAUUUUCUUCGUUAGCGUAGGAUAUUAUAUUUUAAGUCGUCGAAUCGUAUUAAAUAUUAUAUUUUAUUAUAUAUAACACUUAUAAAUAUAUCUGUAACAACUGUGAAUAAGUGUGUAAGUCAAAUUUAUGACUAAGUACGUUAGAAUGUAGUCCGGAGCGCCUAGCACACCUUGAAUAAAUGUCUAACAAGUUGGACCAACAAGAAAACCUUGUGAGAGAUGUCAGUGCAGUUUAAAAUCAUUGAAAUCGACUUGCAUGUGUAUUAACAGUUGUUACAGAUAUAUUAUGACAAUUGGACACUGCGUCCAUGUGUUAUCUUAUGUAGUUACUUCUAGGGUUAGGAACGUUUUUCUACCUAGAAUUUAUUAUAUAGACUCUAUAUAAGCUAUUAAAAAGUAAAAACUGUCAAUUAUAUUUUGUACAUAGGAAUAUCUCUAUAAAGGCAAUAUAUACAUAUUUAUUAGAAAAACUUAUCGUUUUCAUUAAAAAAUAAUUUAUACGUUACGGAAACCAUUUUAACUAUUUACUAUUUUUUAAAUGUCUGUACACUAGCAACUAUGAUGACUAUUCUAUUUAAUUUCUAAUUGUUUCUUUAUAUUACAACAAAAUAUGUGAGAAUUCUUCCAACUUAAAUU